Molecule: messenger RNA, 636 nt
Organism: Angiostrongylus costaricensis
Lineage: Eukaryota; Metazoa; Nematoda; Chromadorea; Rhabditida; Metastrongylidae
Source: the annotation of a GenBank genome assembly
AUGAAAUCUUUCGAUCGGAAAAGACCGAACACUCAGCUAUUUGGCGAAAUAUCGAUUCGCAACGUCAUACGCUAUUCUAUCGCAUAUAAGGCGUUAGAAUUACCUAGAAAACAGCCCCACUUACAAUUCGUAUGGUGGUGGACGGAACGAAAUCGAAGAAAUUCCGCUAAUCCGCGAGGCGAACGCGCCAGCGCCGGAGCGCGGAGGUGUGGAGGUCGGCGACCGGCGGUGGACCCGUUCGGCCGGCGGUCACGCGCUGCCCGUGCCGUCGGCGCUGGGGUUCUCGGUCGAUACGCCCGUCAACUGCCACCGUCCGCCUCGGACGGGGCUCCUCCGUCGCCUUGGUGUCUACUGGAGUUCGUCGCUAUGGUGGUGUCAACUGCAUGCCAUGUGAUGGUCAUGGUAAUCAUCUACCGCCCUUCGCAUCAUUUUACCGCGCUUUUGGUCAAAACAACCGGAAAAAGUCGGAAGGCGACGGCUAAUGUCAAACUAGCUGUGAAGAAGUGCGGAUCGAUGUCUUCGUUGCCGAAACAGUCGCUCAGAAGUUCAUGUGAUCAUCUAAAGCCCUACGUGACCGCUAGUAUCAAAACAAUGUCCCACCGACUGAACAGCUUAUGGCUAAAGCCAAAACAAUGA